AUGGGUAACUCGAGUACCAAGGAGGCCCGACCUGAGGGCGAUCCCGGUCGGCGCCAUUCAACGCCUGGGGAUCCCUCGGUCCGGGAAUACAUGCAUAUGAGGGAGUCGGGGACAGCUUCACGAAGACGCAUGAGUAGGGCAGAGAUCUUUGGUAUUGGCGCUGGUUCCUCCCGCGAAAGACAGGAUGUCCCUUUUGAGCGUCGCGAGACCAAGCAGGAACGUGAGGCGAGAAGACUUGAAAGAGAGCGUGUUGCGCGAGCAAAGGAACGUGAGCGCAGUAUGCGCGAGGAGCACGUCGAUGGAGGUUAUCUGGUCACAUUGGGCACCUACACGGGAACUGAAGAUUUCAGCAAGCCUGUCGUGAGGCAACUACAGAUUGAGAGAAAGCUUGCGCCCUUUUGGCAAGGUCUCAACGAUUGGUCUCCUAGCUGGACUGAACACCAGCUGAUUGCCGCUGCCCGCGGCCUUCCGAUCCCCGCCGCCGAUGCGCCUCCCGAUCCGGACCUGAUACCACAGCCGCCUGCUCCCGUGGAGCACCCAUCAGCCUCGAGCCAGAACCUUAUGGUGCCCAUGGGGCCUCGGACCCUUUCCGUGGCAUCAGAUCGUAGCGGAUCUAAUGCUGGAUCAGGACUCCCAUCCCCCGUAUCGGCCGGGCCAAACAAGUCCAGCUCUCCAUUCAAGCCUCGAGCAAAGGCGCUCGCCGCUGCCCUGAGUGUCGGAUCUCGUAACGCCUCGUCGACAGAUCUAUCGCCCAAGGAGGUGACUCUACCUCACGAUCCCUUUGUUAACGGCCAGCCGAUCGAGGUCUUCUUGUACAAGGAUGCGGACGACUGUCCCAUCUGCUUCCUUUCUUAUCCCCCUUAUCUUAACCACACACGAUGCUGUGAUCAACCUAUCUGCAGUGAAUGCUUUGUACAGAUCAAACGCGCAGAUCCUCACCUUCCCGAGCACCACCCCAACGGCGAGGCCAGAGACCCUACCCAGGGUAUCACACCGGACGACCCCCCGGAGAUGCUUACUUCGGAGCCAUCGUCGUGCCCAUACUGCCAGCAGCCAGAGUUUGGCGUCACGUACGAUCCUCCCCCUUUCCGCCGUGGCCUCGUCUACUCUACCAUGCACGGCAACCUCCCGUACGGCACGGCCAUGUCGUCGCAGAGCUCCUUGAAUAGUACACUUCCCCCAACCUCGCCGGCGCCAACCGGUCGCAGGCGCACACAUAGUUUGUCUGCGAAUGCGCCGAAUGUCAUCACUACAGAUCGCGUACGGCCUGACUGGGCGGCAAAGCUGGCAUCGGCUAGAAAUCACCAGGCCCGUAGAGCCGCUGCCGCCACUGCGCUUCACACCGCCGCUUUUCUUAUGGGUGGGAAUGAGCAAAGAUCGAUACUGAGACCUGGACGUUUCAGCAGGAGGAACACUGGAAGCAAUAACAAUGCCAGUGGAAGCGCCCAGAACCAGAGCCAGGAAGGCUCUCAGAUCGACGCGACCGAGGGACCAGAGCCUGGUGCUGGGGACUCAUCUAGGAGCGUUCCCGGAGCUCGACGCAAUAGGAUGGACGAGCUCGAGGAAAUGAUGUUUAUGGAAGCCGUUCGCCUUUCGCUGGCAGCGGAAGAGGAACGCAAGCGCAAGGAAGAGAAGGCUAUACGAAAGGAGGCGAAGAAGCGAGAGAAGGAAGAGCGGAAAGCAGCCAAGAAGGCCGGCGCUCAUCCAUAUGGUGGCAGCGCCAGCGGUGCAAGUGGAAGCAGCCUAUCUUUGGGCCUGGGUCGACGACGUGGCAAUAGUACUGCCAGCAACUUGAGGAUGGAGGCUACAGUCUCGAGGGCAUCGCAAGCAUCCAGCACUCCCGAAACGCCAGCGGAAACCAGAGCCAAGGACGAGAACGCAGGAAAGGGUAAAGGAGUUGAUCGGGGCCCCCAGGAAUCUCACACCGGGCCGACGUCUUCCUCGAGCUCUCUUCCUCUCCCGUCAGCACCUCCCCGAGGGGGUUCGCAUCUUAGACAGAUGAGCAACGCUUCCUCGGUCGGAUCGUCUCUGGCGGACAGCCCUGCUGGUAGCUACACUGGGCCAGGAUAUACGGGCGCCGAUGGAAACCCUCGGUCUAGUGGACUGAGCCUUGGCGCCUACAGUGACGAUGGAGAUCGCGAUGCGGGAAGCGCUGGAGCUGAACCCAUGUUCAACUUUAGCAGCUUGGCUCAGAUGGUCGGGGCCAAUCUCGAAGAUGGGUCAGUUCGGCGCGAGGGUGACGACACGGAGUCUCCUGGUAGCGGUGUAGCUCCACACCCACGGCCAUUAUCCCAGGUGAAGGAAGAUGAUAAGGAGGACGCGGAUAUAGAGCAUGUGGAGGAGGGUGGGCAAGCUGCCAAGACGGAGGUAUACACGGGCUCUCUCUGCCCGCCUGCGUUGACCAUUACACCGGAAACGCCAGCACCUACGAAUGAUAACGAGGCAGAGGACAAGCAGCUUGGACACCCGACAGUGGCAACGCUGGCACAAUAA
Molecule: messenger RNA, 2493 nt
Organism: Fusarium keratoplasticum
Lineage: Eukaryota; Fungi; Ascomycota; Sordariomycetes; Hypocreales; Nectriaceae
Exons: 2
Coding region: 1-2493 (830 amino acids)
Cellular component (GO): cytoplasm
Source: RefSeq, a predicted model, not a curated record